Molecule: messenger RNA, 726 nt
Organism: Cercopithifilaria johnstoni
Lineage: Eukaryota; Metazoa; Nematoda; Chromadorea; Rhabditida; Onchocercidae
Source: the annotation of a GenBank genome assembly
AUGUCUUUUAACCUAUUUUCAGCGAUAGGAAAUAAAAUCAUUCAUCACUUUCUAAAUUUCCGUAUUAUUCGACCGGCAUAUUCAUCAUCAACGAAUAAUCAUACGUUUGAAUCAGAGCAAGACGGUUAUAUUAAUCAUUCGCAACAAACACAAAUGAAUUCCAGUAAUAGUCGUACCGUUCCGGUGCAAUUAAUUAGGAAGACAUCGGUUGAUGAUUUUAAUGAACGAAUGAUUGGAAUGUUGGAUCAAGUGGAAAAACGAGUCGAACAACUUAGAGAAUCAGCUGGACAAUUGGAACAAGAAAAAGAAUUAUUAAUUAAUAUGCUUGGAAAUGUGAAUUUAGAUUCUGAAUUACUACGUUUAGGACAAGGUGAUCGAGAUGAUAUUAGUGCAACAGCUAGUCGCUUGAUAAAUCGUUGCAAAGCUGUUGAAGUGGUCGUAAAUACGCCACGUAAUGCGGAACAGACGCAAGCAUUAAAUAAUGUCAACAAUUUGAUUGAAGCAGCGAUGAAUAAAAUGAAAGAAGAUUUAAAUAAUGCAAAAGAGGCAAUGAAACGUUUUCUCAAUGCUUGCUUACCGGAUCUACCUGACGGACCAAUUGAUCAACGAUUUCAGGCUCAGGUCAUCGAGUGUACAGCAGAUGACCAGAAGAAAAUUCGUCAUCGUUUAGGUAUUUUAAUCAAUCAGAUCGAACGAGCUCAACGUUAUUCUGUUCCCGAUUUUUGA